GCGCGUGCGCGCGCACGAGUGGCCCGCCGGCGGCUGCGGGUGGAGGGGGCGGUUCCUCGAGUGUCGGCGACCAGAGGGCGGGCAGGCGGGCGGCAGGUGCCGCCGCAGCCUCCGGCCGGUCCCGCGUCUCCCUCCUCCGGCGGCGAUGAGCUGGGCCCUGUCGGGGGCUGCACCUGCCGGCUGCCCGUCAGCACCGGCCUCCUGGCGUGACCUCGGCCUCCUCGCGUGUCCGGCCCCUGCGGCGCGGCGCUGCCCCUGAGAGGGAGCGGCGGCGGCCUCCUUCGCCCCGAGUCCUCGCUCGGGGGCCGCGCGGGGACGGCGCCCGGCCCCCUCCCCUCCUUCCUCCGUCCGCCGUCCUCAAUGUCUCCCCGGCGGGGAGGGGGCUGCCUGGGAGACACGCUGAGCGGCCCCCCCACGGAGGCCCUCCGGCUGCAGCGGCAGCAGCGCCCGGCCCGGCGUCCCGCAGCCUCCACUAGCGGCGGCGGCCUGGAGGAGCCGCGCACCCGCCGCCGCCCCCCGAGCCUCGCAGCCGCCGCCGCCGCCCGGCACCCGAGGAGAGGGCGGCGGGCGCCCCUCGGGGAAGAUGAAGGCGGAGGGGGGCGACCACUCCAUGAUCAACCUGUCGGUGCAGCAGGUCCUGAGCCUCUGGGCCCACGGGACGGUGCUGAGGAACCUCACGGAGAUGUGGUACUGGAUCUUCCUCUGGGCUCUCUUCUCUUCUCUGUUUGUCCAUGGUGCUGCAGGAGUGUUGAUGUUUGUGAUGCUGCAGAGGCAUAGGCAGGGAAGAGUCAUCUCUGUCAUUGCAGUCAGCAUUGGAUUUCUGGCUUCUGUAACUGGAGCGAUGAUUACCAGUGCAGCAGUAGCAGGCAUUUACAGAGUAGCUGGGAAGAACAUGGCCCCUUUGGAAGCGCUGGUAUGGGGCGUUGGACAGACUGUACUGACAUUAAUCAUCUCCUUUUCAAGGAUCCUCGCUACACUUUGAGGUUUCUGUGGGAAUGUCUUACUUCACAUAAGGAAACAGAUGUACAGAUUCCCUGAAAACGGCAUUGUUAACAAGUGGAAAUGAAAUUGUGCAAGAAUGUGGACUGAGCAGGUCAAAGCAUAAGGAAGACCUUGAGCUGUGUGGAAAGAUUGCCCUCUGGUGUUCAAGUGAUUGCACUACCGCACUGCACCUUAUGUGCCUCUGUCUCAGGCAAGGUGCAUUAAGACACUAUGUAAAGUUACAAGAAAAAGCACCUUGUUUAGCUGCCUAUCAGGUUAACAUUGGUGUUGAAAUCAUCGUUCCUAACAGUGUUGUGUUAAGUUACAGGGACGUUUCGAGGUAUUGAUACAUGUGCCAAACUCUUUUCUUUUUGUUAACAUUGAUCAUGUGACAACUUGCAAGUGUAGAUGUAGCUGAGUGCUGUGAACAUAUUUGACAUGAAUUCAGGUAAUGUAUUAAGAUUUGUGUUCUGUAACACUAAAUCCCGAAUGAGUGCUAAAUACUGAAUUGUUUAAUAUGAGAGAAAUUAUUUGGUUUUUAAUGUUGUGCGUUUCUGGGAUUUAGGGCUUCAAUCUGUUUAGGUAUUAUUGUUAUUUAAUUGAUGUGGAAGAUAAGUCUUCUUAACUGAAGACUAGCUCAGCUGUUUUAAGAACUCAGAGUAGCUCUAUAGGGUGCAUACUUUUCACUAACUUAAAUAACACCCUUUUAAUAGCUUCCCUCACGCAUACAUAUUCUGUUUAUACAAAUUCAGAAACUUGAAGGGUCAUACACAUUGAUUGUAGUUUGUGCGUCAUAAAAAUGUAAUUUGGAAAUUUUCUUAAAAAUUUUGUAAGAAAAAGUCUGAAAUGCAUGUUGCAUUCUUUGACCCUUCUAAAGAAAGUUUUUGCCUUGUAUCUCAUGGACAAAACAUCUUUAUAACUAGUAUCUCAGUGGGAUUAUAUUAUGUGUUGCAUAUAUCUUGAUUUUUGACAAAACAUAAACAGUCUUUCAUUCUGGAGUAUUAACUGUUUUUAGAGAGUGGCCUAAAUUAGGCUCUGGAAAUAAAGACCUCAUUUGUAGAAAUAAGUAACAAGUAAGUUAUAUAGGAAGAGUAAUGAACUCUUUUACUUUGGACGUGUGGCAACAUCAUAAUUUUGCUAAGUAAAAAUUGGGGAAUAUAGUAGGUAAUUUUAAAAUUUGGCAAUUAGUCUCAGCAUAUCAAUGCAGUACUGAGCAUGUAUUUGAGUAAUUCACUUGUUCAGUUCUUGAUUUAUGAUAUGAAGUUAUGAUUUAAGUUUACUGGAAGAAUCUGUGAGGGCAUAUAUCAAAAGUGGAAAUGUCCUUUAUAUAAAACAUUUUAAGAGGUUCUGGCAAUACGUAAUUGUAAGUGUAUAGGAAGUAGGGUUGAACUGGUCUCCUAAUGAGAUUUUUUUGGCACCAGGUACAAUUAUAAUGUGCUAACUCAAAGGAGACAUUGCAGAGAAUAUGAAGUUAAGGAUAAUCAAAAAAUAACCUGGUAGCCUUGCUGUUUAAUCCAAUUUGCUAUAAAAGUAGGCCUUUGUUAUAUUACAUUCAAAUUUAAGAACUUUGUUACCCAUACCACUUUUUCUCUACCCAGAAGCAGAGUAUAUCCACAACUUAUCAAUGAGAAGUUGGAGAGGCAGUACUUUUCUCAGUAUGAAAGCCAAUUUGGGGGAUUUACUAACACUGGCUUGGAAAUUUGUUUUAAAAAAAUAAUAAGCAACUAUGCAUGGAUCUUUGAAGUAAAUCUUAAAAUUGAUUAUUUUUAUUAUGUACAAGCCUGAAAUUGUUUUCAUGUGUUCUUUAUAUUCCUGAUGUUUUUACAAAUUAAAUUUAGGCAUAACUUUUCCAAGGCAAUCUGAUUUUUUCUUUUCUGCCAGACUUGAAUUGUGUUCUUCCUUUACUUUGGCUAUUCUGUCAAUAAUUUAAAGCAUUCAUAUUCUUCCAGAGGAAUUACCAAUAGCAUGUGGAAAUUGUUUCAGAUCUACAGAAUGAAUACUUAUUUUAACAUAUGGUUAUUUUAUGAUUUAAGAAAGUUAUGGUAAAGUAAUAUGGAGCACAAUUCAUAAUCCACAAUUAACGAGAAAAUAACUUGGAUACAUUAAAUGUACUAAUGUGUGGACCAAAGAGAUUUAAACUAUUGUUUUUACUCUAGAAUGAAAGUAUAAUUGAACGGUUAAUAAUUAGUUUGUAGAGUGUCCUGCAGUUAUCUCAUUAUCAAGUUGCUUUAUGUUAUCAAUUGUGUGUGUAUGUGUAUACUUUUAAUUUUAGGGGUUAUUUUUGGUUUCUUUGCUGUUUUCAGUUAUUUCCAUUGAGAUUUUAUGCAACUGUCUCUCUUUUGAUGUUUCGAGAUGCAGUUGAAUAGUUUGAGUUUAUGAAUUGUCUUAAUAGCUAUUUAUAUGCUGAAAUUUUUAAAAAGUUAGUAGCUUUCCUAUAGACACAAGAAAUGUUUAAUGAUAUAUAUACACACACGUAUAUAUAAUUAUAUACGUAUAUAGAGAGCUGCUAUAUAUGAAUACAGUCUACUUGGAAAGCUUUUUUUCAGUGAACACUUUCAUGUUCUAGUGGAAAUUUGUUCAGUGUAAUGAUCUUUUAAAUAGGUUUGAGGAUGUUUGAAAAUUUUGAAUUUUGGGAAAAUUUUCUUCACUUAAUAGAGCUGGAGACCCUUGUUUGGGACAUGACAAAAGUCCUUAUUGAUGUAUUUGGGUUAUAUAUUUUGUUAAAAUUUAUAUGUGAUUUAGCAGUACAUUUUCUUCGUGACAAAUGCAAGAAGGGAGGGAGGAUCCUCUAUAGUGGACACUCCUUUUUUUAAAAAAUGUUUAAUAAAAUAUUGUUUAUAGUGAAAUCAGCUCCCCAAAGAAGGAACUCCUACAUGCCCAAACUAAUUACAGUUUAACAUACUGAUUAAAAAUGCCCCUAGAUCACAGCUAGUCAGGAGGCCUCAAAUAAACUGCAAAUAAUGCUUAAAACUUUAAAAGAAAGAGAACCAGCAGUCUUCCCCAUGGGACAGUUCCAAGGUAAUAGCCUACCUUGCCUAGGAUAAGUGAAGUCCUAAAUGAUGCCUAUCUUCAGGGCCUGGAGCGGAAUUAUUCUUUAGAUCUUAAUGUUUACCAAACGGUGUUACAGUUUGUUACCCAGUAUGCUUUCUUAGUAUUUGCAGCAUACAUUUCACUGCUCAAAAAAGUAUAAGGGUUUUGUUUGUACUUUAAAUGAGAGAAAUAAAGAAAUGAGUUGGCCUGUAUAUCUUGUAUUUGUGAUAUAAGGAACGGGAUAAUUUGAAAUCACAGAAUGUUGUGGAAAAGGUCUUUAAAGAACCUCUAAUGAAGAAAGUGCGGCUGCCACAUUGAUGUACCUAGGCUGCCACUCAUACACCGAAUAAUUCUAUUUUGUAAACACUUUGUGUGGAUCCACUAUGUAAAGUGCUCUACCAAGUAUUUUCUCUAGUAAAAAGUACAAGAAUUACCAAGAUGGAAUUCUUUACCUUGAGUCCACCAAGAGCUAGCAAGAUGAUUUUUAAAUCCUAAAAAGUUUGGGACAACAUUUUGCUUCCUGAUUUUAGUUGAGAGUUAGCCUGUUAUCCCUCCAAAUUCUCAUUUUCCUGGUUCAUCCACUAAAUAGAAUUUCCAUAACUGAGAUAUCAUGGCUGUGACAUAGUGAACAGAAUACAAGACUCCAAGCCAGCAACACAGAUUGAAUUAAGACUCUGUCACUUGUCAACUUUUUGACCUUGAGCAAAUCACUUCUCUGAGCCUCGGUUCAUACUCCGUAAAAUGUGACUAAUACCUCAUGUAGUUAUUGUGAGGAUUACGUGAGAUUGUUUAUGAAUGGCAAAGCAGUAUGUAUUUCACAGUAAAUGAUUGAUUGAUAGUCUCUAGAAUUUUUUUAAAAUUACAUUUUGCAAUUGCAUUACCAAUUGAAUAUGUUGUUUUGUAAAAUUCAUCAAUUUUCUUUCAUUUCUGUAUUUUCCCUACAUAUACUUUAGGAAAGAAACUAAAAACGUUCUCUUAUAAUCUUGCUUCAUCUCCUUUUCACCUUUUCUUUUUAAAAUCAGCAGAUCUUUAAGAACCUUUUGUGAAUUGGUGGUGGUGGAAAUGGCCAGUGCAAGCAGGAUUAAAUUAGGAGUUCUGUUGACCACUGGUUAAAAUAGGAAAAGGGUAGAGAGGUAGUCAGCCUUGACUCCUUUACCUAUUCCCACUUACUUCCCUUGGAUUCAUUCAGCCAUGUUGAUUCAUUGACUUUCUGCUAUUUGCUAAUUAUUGUUCUUGAAAAGUAAGAGCGAUAUAUAACCCUUCCGUCUUCUAUAUGUCUGUUUCUUCUGCUGGCCCUGGGCCUUUGGCUCUGCAGUGUAGUGCCAAUCCUGUAGAAAAACAGAACGAUAUUCAGUGUCUACCAAGUCCUUUCUUCCACAGGCCAAGGGUGCUUAAGCCCUAGCUGUUAUUUUGUUUCUUUUAUUUAUUUAUUUUUUGAGACGGAGUUUCGCUCUUGUUGUCCAGGCUGCAGUGCAAUGGCAUGAUCUCAGCUCACCGCAACCUCUGCCUCCCAGGUUCAAGCGAUUCUCCUUCCUCAGCCUUCCGAGUAGCUGGGAUUACAGGUGCGCACCACCAUGCCCGGCUAAUUUUGUAUUUUUAGUAGAGACAGGUUUCUCUGUGUUGGUCAGGCUGGUCUCAAACUCCCAACCUCAAGGGAUCCACCCACCUCGGCCUCCCAAAGUGCUGGGAUUACAGGUGUGAGCCGCCGUGCCCAGCCUAUUUUUUUUUUAACUUUAAAUACUAUUAUUUUAAAUUUAUGUUCAUUAUAUAAUUCAGGGAGUAACAAGAUGCCUGGAGCAAUUUCUGAAAUAUUCUCAAACCACUUCACUCUUGACACUACAGAUUUUUCUCUCAGUCUCAAUCAGAAUCUCUGCAGUCAUUUGUUUUUAAGAUGUGAGGGACGAGGAAAAUUACUGAAGAAAUUCUAGCAGAUUUCGAUUGCAGAGAAAUUUAGUAACACUUUUUGGGUAACUGGGUAAAUUACUAUUUCUUUUAAUAAUCAGGGGUGAAACUCUCAAUUGUUAAAACGGACCAAUAAUCAAAUGGUUUUAUAAUCUUUCUUAACUUCCCGUCCUUGUUAUAACGUCUUGGAAGAAGACUCUUCAGGAUAAAAAAGAUAUUAUUUGAUUAAAAAUUAUAGCAUUUGGAGAGGUAACACACAAAAACAAAAACGUAUUUGACAAAGCGCCCUACAUCCUGUGAACACAAUUUCCACCCUUUUGUUAGGAUUAGAAACUAUACUGGAUGAGUAUGUAUACUGCAUGUUUACAUAUGCUGUGUUUCUUUAUAUGUGAGGCUUCACUGACUACCAUGCAUUUUGAAAUUGUAUUGCAUUUUGUGUAUGUGUGGUGACAGGUUUGCUCUUCUCACUUAAGGAGCUCUGUUCUGUGUAGGCAGUACAGUGUUGUUAAGGAGGUUGCUGAAUUAGUUAUCUAAAAAUGUAUCCAUGAAUUUGGGGGAAAUAAUGCUUAAUAUCUGAAGUAUUUUCAGUAAAUGUGGAGAUAUAUCAGAUAAUACUUUUAAAUUAGUGGAAACACAUUUCUGAGUGAACUGAGCUAUGAACUAUAAUAAUCUCUUCCCCUGAGUUUAGGGAAGUUGUUUUCACAUUCUUUACAUUUAUUGCACAUAUAUUGAACUUACAUAAUAACUCUUCCCUGAUUUUGAGAACGAAUUUAGCAAUUUCCUAAAAAUCUUCCUCCUCUUUCCAUACAGAUGUCGUAUGUUAUAGUUUAAACAUAGGUACAAUUUGUUAAUAGAAUCCAAGGAACUGGUUUAGGAAAGAAUAUUCUUAACACCUACGGUUAUGCAGCUCUAAUCUUACUGAAAAGUAAAUACUUCAGGCAAGUCAGGAGAGCAUGAACCUCAUACGUAUGUUUUUACGAUUAUGUACUGCACCCACAUAUAUCUACUCUUGGUAGUAACAUGACUCUACCCUUUUUGGGAAUGUAUUUAGGUGGAUAACUGAAACUCAAAAGCAGUUUGACAGAAAUACACAGAAAGAGGAAUUGCGGUGCAUAAUCAAUCGUCUGAGUCCCGUAACUGUAACGCUUUUUCUCUUGAAUAUAAAUUGGUAGUUACUAAAAAUCACCAUUUUAAAAAUUUUAUUCUGUCUUGCUGAAUUAAGCAGAAAUCACUUUUUUUAGAGCCCUGUUUAAAGGAAUGUUAACUCGAGAGGACUACUGAUGAUGAAGCUUCUCUUGUUUUUAAAGUAUUUACACAUCAUAUUUUAAGUAUUUUUGGAAUGGAACAUUUUAAAGUUUUCUCCAUAGAAAGCAACAUAGUGGCACUUGUUGAGUAAAUCAUCAUAAAAAUGAUUUACUUUUAAUAGCAGAUGAGUUGAUAGUUUAACUGUUGACACUUUCUUAAUGUUUUUGAUGUUGGAUGCAUUUACAAUGGAAGAAUAUUUUUAAGAGAUUUGGCCCUCUCACCAAUAUACACAUUCAGACUUGGGCUCCACACAUUUAGAUGAACAAAUAGGAAAUUCACGGUAUUUUUUGUUUUAGCCAUCCAAAAUUCAUAGGAUUCUACCAAAAA
Molecule: messenger RNA, 7545 nt
Organism: Pongo pygmaeus (Bornean orangutan)
Lineage: Eukaryota; Metazoa; Chordata; Mammalia; Primates; Hominidae
Gene: TMEM170B
Product: transmembrane protein 170B
Exons: 3
Coding region: 584-982 (132 amino acids)
Biological process (GO): negative regulation of canonical Wnt signaling pathway
Cellular component (GO): plasma membrane
Source: RefSeq, a predicted model, not a curated record